Molecule: messenger RNA, 2148 nt
Organism: Nyctereutes procyonoides (raccoon dog)
Lineage: Eukaryota; Metazoa; Chordata; Mammalia; Carnivora; Canidae
Product: nuclear RNA export factor 2-like
Biological process (GO): poly(A)+ mRNA export from nucleus
Cellular component (GO): cytoplasm; nucleus
Molecular function (GO): protein binding; RNA binding
Source: RefSeq, a predicted model, not a curated record
AUGAGGCGCCCUGUGACCAUCCUGGAUGUUUCCGAGCCGAGACAACAGAAGACCCCAGAGAUUGGAAAACGAAUAACUAUCAUUGUUGUCAGGUGCGAAGCCCACCUUUUGACCACAAAAAGGAAAAGCACGAAGGGCGGGGCCCCAGACGGCCCAUUCCGGGCACCCCCCAAACUCCUCGUCCUCCCAUCCUCCAGUUGGCAGCCACAGUGUACCGGCAGUUCUGAGGGGCCGCCCCUUUGGGCCUUCCAAGGACCCACCCAGCGAGGACUCUGUAAAGCGCAGAAGGCGGCGCUGCAGAAAACAAAAAUGUGGACUCUCCAGGAGGCGCAGUUACAAAACGCUAGUCCCAACCAGGUUCCUCCAGUUCCCGAGAGACCGUCAGCCCCGGCCCCGCAGCCACUGCGCCCUCCUGUCCCCAUAGUCUUCUGGCUCCAGCAGGACCACAUGUCCUCCUCACCUGAUGGCCUGAAGACAAAAGAAAGCCGAACUUCGGACCCACGCGGCUCCACACACAGUGCGAGCACUGUCUCUACCUUCCAACCCAACGAUAGCAGUGUGAAAUGGCAUAAUGAAUGCCAAGACAGAGCAUUUCCAGAGAGAGAUAUGGAGAACAAGCAGGAUGGAAACUCAGGGGGCUGGUUCAGGGUCACAAUUCCUUAUGGAAUAAAGUAUAACAAGACAUGGAUAAUAAAUUCAAUACAAAGCCAUUGUAGUGUCCCCUUCACCGUGGUUGAUUUCCAUUACUUAAAAGACGGGGCCCAGUUCUUUAUCCAGGAUGCUUGUGCUGCCUCUGCAUUGAAGGAUAUCAACUGCAAGAUUUCUGAUGAGGAAAAUCAAAAGCUAUCUAUACAUGUCAGUCCCUCUGCUGUACCCUACUCUGUACAGAAUAAAUUGGAUCCAGAAGAAAUGGAGCAGCUAAAGCUGACCAUGAGCAAACGCUAUGAUAUCUCCCAAAGAGCUCUUGACCUCCAUAAACUCCGCUUUGACCCAGAGUUGAUGGACCAUGAUAUGGAUAUAAUCCUGAAUCGAAGAAACUGCAUGGCUGCCACCCUGCAGAUCAUCAAAGAGAAUUUCCCUGAGCUCUUGGCCUUGAACUUAUGCAAGAACAAACUGUACCAGCUGGAUGGCUUGUCUGACAUUGUGGAGAUGUCCCCUACAAUCAAGAGUCUGAACCUCUCAAAAAAUGCGGUGCAGUCAGUCUUGGAGUUAUGCAAGAUAAAAGGGCUGAAGCUUGAAGAGCUGUGGCUGAAAGGGAACCCUCUGUGCAACACUUUCCCAAACCAGUACACCUAUGUAAGUGCUAUCAGGGAUUGUUUCCCCACAUUGUUACACCUGGAUGGCCAGGUGUUACCAGCAAGAACUGUAAUUUGCACUGAAGCCCCCCAAAUAAUAAAACAUUGUAAGGAAAGCUAUAAAGGAUCCGAGAUUCUUAAGAAUCUAAUCCUUCAAUUCCUGCUUCAGUAUUACUUGAUCUUUGACUCUGGAGACCGACAGGGUCUCCUCAAUGCUUACCAUGAUGAGGCCUGUUUCUCCCUGACCACUCCCUUCAACCCUGAAGAUGCAGCCUUAAAUGGCUUAGAAGAAUACUUCAAGGAUAGCAGGGAUAUUAAGAAGGUCAAGGACCCUGUCCUGCGAGUUCUACUGCUAAAGCAUACAAAAUAUGACAUUGUUGACUCCCUCAAUAUGUUGCCCAAAACUCAGCAUGACCUUAACUCCUUUGUGGUUGACCUGAGCGUCCAGACGGAAACAAUGCUCGUUUUUUCUGUCAAUGGGGUUUUUAAGGAUGUAGAAGGAAAUUCUCAAGGUUCUGUCAUUUUCACUCGGACCUUCAUCUUGACUUCUGAUAGCAAUUCCAGUCUGCGCAUCAUGAAUGAUGAACUCAUUGUGGGAAAUGCCAGGACCAAAGAAACACAAAGCACCUUCUCCACUCCAGUGCCCAUGCCCUCCACAAGCUCCAUGCCUACCUUCUCCCAGAAGCAGCAGGAAAUGGUGCAGGCUUUCUCUGCUCAGUCUGGAACAAACCUCCAGUGGUCUCAGAAGUACCUUGAGGACAACGAGUGGGACUACACCAAAGCUGGUCAGGUCUUCACAAAGCUCAAGAAGGAAAGCAAGAUCCCAGAGGAGGCCUUCAAACAAAUCACCUAA